AUGUGUAGUGUGCAACUGGCCGACGAGCCUUUCGUUUAUGCGGUUUUCGGAAUCCAAUAUCCAGCCGGAAAUCCGACAGAUUCCCAGAAAGCUCUGACAGGGGAGUUCGACGGUCUCAUUUCCGGCCACGCGGCACACAUUGACACACUCUUGCAAGAUGGUUGUGCCACUCCAAACACUGGGAAGACGUACGUUUGGCUUACGUACUGGAAGUCUGUUGCGGACUACCAGAAGUGGUGGACUCGAGAGGAUGUGUCUCAAUUCUGGGCAGAUCUUCCUCUUGACGCGGGCAUAUGGAGAGAAGUCAUGACCCCAUCCCCUCGACGAAGUCAAUACGCGUCCAGCCGGGUAGAGCCCUCCGGUCUGGGAAAUUUGGGCAAACCAAUCAGUCUGGGCGAGAAGUCGGGCUACUGGGGAUGCUACCGCCAUCGAAAGUCUGAUCACACUUCGGAUAAAAUGGUGUCUCCGGUGCAAGAGAAGUUGGUGCCUCAUCGACCUUUGCACAGCCCCUCGGCGGAGACAUCGGGUCCUGAGAUUCGCCCCGGUCGGGUUCACCUGACGCAGUUCCCAGACAACAUCUGUUUUGUCGUCGAAGGACAAGACCAUUCCGCCAUUACGAAAGAAGAACAAAAAUUCUGGCUUGGAAACCUUGAUGAUUUGGUCAAUAAUUGGAUCAAAGAUCUCAUUGAGGCAGGACCUGAGUCAGGGAUUCUUGAUGGACGGAUAUGUUAUGAUCCCGAGGGUGGCCGGUUCCGCGAUGGAGAGCCUAACGCACUGGGGUAUAACAAGAAAAUCCAAUUGUUCUACUUCCAAGAUCUAGGCCAAAUGGAGAAGAUUGGACGACUGAAUAAAGGCCAUGUUGAGCUGCGAAAGAAGAUCUUUGAGUCAUAUGGCCCCGGGGGGGAGAUGAUGGCCGGGAAGAUUAUGCUCCAGGUCGAAACGACUGUUUUGAAAUCUGGUGAGAUUGAUUGUGAAUAUGUUGGAUGUGCUGAAGGAACCGGUUUUAUGGCCUUUGGUUCCUAUCCGCAGCAUAUCUCUUAA
Molecule: messenger RNA, 1041 nt
Organism: Penicillium digitatum Pd1
Lineage: Eukaryota; Fungi; Ascomycota; Eurotiomycetes; Eurotiales; Aspergillaceae
Product: phenylacetaldoxime dehydratase family protein
Source: RefSeq, a predicted model, not a curated record